Messenger RNA from Canariomyces notabilis, 1836 nucleotides. RefSeq lists its product as uncharacterized. The transcript has a single exon. Gene Ontology annotation, biological process: nucleotide catabolic process. Gene Ontology annotation, molecular function: hydrolase activity. Lineage: Eukaryota; Fungi; Ascomycota; Sordariomycetes; Sordariales; Chaetomiaceae. Gene Ontology annotation, cellular component: cytosol. The record is from RefSeq and is a predicted model, not a curated record. Bases 1 to 1836 code for a protein of 611 amino acids.
AUGGGCUUGAAAGUCACUGGCGGCGCUAUAGCUGCGGCCACGCUUCAUGUUCUCAGGCUAGCGGCCGCAGCGCAGCCGGGCGCCGUCCAACCGGUCCCUGGGCCCAUGCGAGACCUGGUCUGGGGCAAACUCAAUUUUCUGCACACUACCGACACGCAUGGCUGGCAUGCUGGCCAUCUGCAGGAAUCGCAGUACUCGGCAGACUGGGGCGACUAUGUCUCGUUUGCCGAACACAUGCGCAAAAGGGCCGACGACAACGGCGUCGACCUCCUGCUCGUUGACACAGGUGACCGCGUCGAGGGCAACGGAUUGUACGACGCUUCGAGUCCCAAAGGCAAAUACUACUAUGAUAUCUUCCGCCAACAGCACAUCGACAUAAUAUGCACUGGCAACCAUGAGCUCUACCAGGCCGCGACCGCUGAUGGCGAGCACUUGCGCACCGUGCCAAACUUCAAAGACAACUACAUCGCAUCCAAUCUCGACUACAUAGAUCCCAGGACCGGUGAGAGAAUGCCAAUGGCCCAAAGGUAUCGCAAGUUUCAGACCAAGCAUCAGAAACUUGACAUUGUAGCCUUUGGUUUCCUUUUCGACUUCACUGGCAACGCAAACAAUACUGUCGUGCAACCCGUUAGGCAGACUAUCAAGGAGACAUGGUUUCAGCACGCCAUCAGAGAGAAGACGGACCUGUUUGUCGUGAUUGGCCAUGUGGGCGUGCGGAUGCAAGAAUUCCAGGAUAUCUUCAGGGCGAUCCGGGACCAGAAUCCCGCCACCCCGAUCCUUUUCUUUGGAGGCCAUGUCCACAUCCGAGACGCGACUGCAUACGACUCGCGGUCGUUUGCGCUUGCUAGUGGGAGAUACCUCGAGACUAUCGGCUGGAUGUCGGUUGAUGGCGACCUCAAGAGCACCGAGGCGCCCCAAGCGAAGACUGCGCUGCGUUUCAACCGUAGAUAUAUCGACAACAAUCUCCUGGGGAUGUACCAUCAUACGGGUCUCGACAGCAAGACGUUUCCAACCGAGCAUGGGCGCAAUGUGUCGGCCAUGAUUGCCAAGGCACGCGACGCGCUGGAUCUCGAUUACGCCUUUGGCUGCUCUCCCAAGACUUACUGGAUGACUCGAACCCCUUACCCAGGAGAGGACAGCAUCUACAGCUGGCUAGAGGAGGAGGUGCUCCCUGACAUAGCGGUCAACGAAUCGCGGAAAGAUAAACCACGCCUGGUGAUAGCCAACACGGGUGCCAUUCGCUUCGACAUCUUCAAGGGCGCUUUCACCCGGGACACAACGUACAUCGUCUCGCCUUUCCUCAGCGUGCUUGCCUACAUACCUGAUGUUCCUUAUGCCAUGGCCAAGAAGGUUAUCAGGUUAUUGAACGGCGCUGGCCAGAUCAUGGGGCCAGAGUUGAUGGACAACCGGUUCAUGGCGAUACCGGAGCAGCUGGCCAUUCAUGAGUCUAUAAUUCAUCAUCAAGUGCCCGAGUCUGGCGCCCACUCAGACGCGCAACAAAAGCCACUUGCAGAUGGCCAGGAUAGGAUACCCUUGACGGAAGGGUACACCACCAGGGACGACAUUGGUAGUGACGGCGACGAUACCAUUCAUGCGGGCAUCAACUUCUAUAUGGUGCCAAACUGUAUCCAGGCCGAGGUGGCAUUCCCAUCCAGUGGCGAUCCCCCCGAAACCGUGGACCUCGUCUUCUUGGAUUUCAUCACGCCCUGGGUGCUGAUGGCACUGAGGCUCAACGGAGGCGAUUACCACAGGGACGACGUGCAGCUCUAUGUGGAAGGGACUUUUACCGAAUUGAUGGCCGGCUGGAUAGAAAAGAACUGGCCGCGGCGUUGUUAG